UCCCCAAGCUUCUAAAGAUUGGCUUGAGAGCCUGCUGCUGUUUCAGUCUGAGUUUGCACAGCCAGGUACUACUUCAUCAGUGACCCUGGAGAGUAACAAAACAAAUAAAAGCCCGAACCCAAACCCUGUCACCAUCAUAGGUCUAUAAUUACUCUGGAAUCAGCAAGCCAUGGCAUCAAAGAAAUUUGCUGUUAAAUGUGGGAAUUUUGCUGUCCUGGUGGAUCUUCACAUAUUACCGCAAGGUUCAAACAAAGAUACCAGCUGGUUUUCUGAACAGAAGAAAGAGGAAGUCUGUUUACUGUUAAGAGAAACCAUUGAUUCGAGAGUGAAGGAGUACUUAGAAGUUCGUAAACAGCACAGGCCGUCAAAUGCAGAAUUCACGAGAUCCAGUCCCUUGUCCUUAAAAGGUUAUGGCUUUCAAAUCACAGCCUAUUUUCUCAAGAGAGGGAUUCGCCUCUGGUGCCUCAGGGGCUCACAGCAUUCAGAACUCCGUGUAUUUCCCGACAGAUUUGUGGUCUGUGUAAGUCAGCUUGCCUUCAGUCGUGACCUUUUGGCAAGUCAGCAGGAAGAGUUGAUGGGAAGAGCCGUCCAAGGAGUGACAGAGGAUUUCACCGAGUGUGCAGAGAGGCCACUUCCUCCCGGUGCAGAGUGCAAGAGGAGGGCCCUGCAAGAAAUUGUGAACCGAACUGAAACACAAAGCGUCGUGAGCAAAUCCUGCGGCUAUGAGGACAUCGUGGGAACAUCUGGUGACUCCGUGAUUGCAGAGGGCGCAAAGAAGAGGAACACUCAGACCUCGUCCCAUCCCCUGGAUCCCACGGGACAAGCUAAGUCCACAGAGGAGGCAGCCGAGAACCACCAGGGGCUUCCCGUUCCACAGCUGGAAAAAGCUGCUGAGACCCCACCAGAUCCUCUCCGCCAGCAGCCAGCGCAGACCUCACCCCGGGCGCGGCUGGAGACAGGGCUUCCGCGGGAGCCGGUCUGUAGCUGUGAGUCAGCAUCCAUGGCUCCAAAACAGAGUCCACGAGGGGCUCCGGCUGAGGACUCCGACCACCGCAGGAGAGUUUCUCUUGCAAGUGAUCCAUUAGUCCCAAGAGAAAUAAGAGUGGGGGGGUGGGGGGUGGGAAGCAAAGCCGUCAGGGCCCUGUCAGCUUCAGAGCUGUCAGAUCCAGGGUUACUCUUGAAACAAGACUUGGCAGAAAGCAACUCUAAUGCAGAGUUGCAUGUUUUGGAAAAUCUCUCCUCCAGACAGCUUAUGAAAAAUAAGCCAGGGCAGGCAGAGCAAACCCGCUCAGCCACAAACCCUGAAAGAUGAGCUCCGAUUCAAGGCAGCCCAACCAAGAAAAGAAAGCAGCAUGAGAAAGACCGCUGGAGAGGAUUGCAGACUUGCUGGAGAAGACUGCAGAUUGAUUGCUGAGGAGAUGGUGGCCAGGCCGGUGAAAAAUGUGUAUAGAUGCUGAGGCUUUGAAGGAAUUGGAAUGAUCUUAAGAAGGUAUAUACCUUUGUUGGCUUUUAAAGCGGUCACCUCCAGGAGCCCAUGUGCUUGUUCUGAUAGCAUUGAUCUUUCUCAUCACAUUUUCCAUCUUCAGAAACUUAUUUUAGUGAUUAAAUAGCCAUUCACUUUGUUGGCAGCAGGGCAUUCAUGAAAGAGCUCCAUAAAGAAACAAAUCAUGGGAGUUCUCAUUGUAGCUUAGUGGGUUAUGAACCUGACUAGUAUCCACGAGGAUUCGGGUUUAGUCGCUGGCCUCAGUCAGUGGGUUAAGGAUCUGGCGUUGCCAUGAGCUGUGGCAUUGGUCGCAGACACAGCUUGGAUCUCACGUUACUAUGGCUGUGGCAUAGGCAGGCAGCUGCAGCUUGGAUUCAACCCCUAGCCUGGGAACUUCCAUAUGCCACAGAUGCAGCCCUAAAAAGCAAAAAAAAAAAAAAAAAAAAAACCACCCCACAGAAGCAAAACAUGAGUCUCCUUGUCACAUCCCUGUGCAGAUCGUACAAUAGGCCAUGUAAAGACGGUGGCACGUUGCCACCAAUCACUUGGGGUACAGCGAGCCUCCUGCCCCUCACCCUGCGUAGGACAGCUGUGAAGGAACAGGCUGAUGGUCCACAUGGUCUGCUUGUGGCACCAGCAUCGUUAUCUGAAAAUAUGUUAGAAAUGCAGGGCCUGAGACCUAUGGAAUGAGAAACUCUGGCUGAUUCUGAAACCUGGCCAAGUUCAAGAACCACUGAGUUAAAUGGAGUGUCUGUUUCUUCCAGCCUGGCCAUCGUGGCCUCUGAUGCACCAGCAGGGCCCCUCAUGUGGACACGCACCCCCUCAUGCUUCCUGACACUUGUGAAGCACCUGGGUUCAGUGUAUGAGUCACUCUCUUCCCAGCUUCUUCUUCUUUUUUUUUUUUUUUUUUUUGUCUUUUUGGGGCCACACCCACGGCAUAUGGAGGUUCCCAGGCUAUGGGUCUAAUCGGAGCUGUAGCCUCCAGUCUACGCCACAGCCAUGCCAGAUCCAAGCUGUGUCUUUGGCCUGCACCACAGCUCAUGGCAACGCUGGAUCCUUGACCCACUGAGUGAGGCCAGGGAUCGAACCCGCAACCUCAUGGUUUCUAGUCAGAUUCGUUUCCGAUGCACCACAAUGGGAACUCCUGUUCCCAGGUUCUUAAGCACAUGGAUGUUAAGCAGGGUGGCCGUGGACUUACCCCAAGAGUUGCAGGAUGUGGCUGUGUAAUGUGGACCAACUUCAGGGGAAGACAGGGCAGAGGCUUGUUCUUGCUCUGUAGCGCACGCAUGUCCCUGUCCCUGCCCCCACCUCUAAAAUCUGGUUUAAAAUCAGGACAGACCAGAACCUAAGGGGAACUCAGUGGCCAGAGAGUCCAGCUUCCCAUUUGGAAGGCUUCACAGGCAGUUUACAUUUCAAAACAGGUGCUUUUCCUUUGCAGGAUCACCCACUGUUGUCUCCAGUGGGGCUGCUGAAAUGUCACCUAAUGAAUCAUAGCAGUGACUUAUUUUGGAGGACCCCUAUAGUAGAUUUUCUUUCCAGGCUCCUUCGAAAAUAGGGAACAAACAAUAUUCAAAGGCCACUCAUCAAAUAUAUCUUUAUUUCCUGCUCAACAUACCUUCAAAGGGUGGUCCUUUGAAGUAGUACCUCCCUAGUAACAAGGAAAAUCAUGUGUAUUCCCAAAGUGUAGGAGUCAUCAAAAAAAAAAAAAAGAAAAAAAGCAGAUUAUUGAGUGGUUUCUCCCAGCUCAUUCUGUCCUUCCCCAGGGCUCUCUUCCCCGCUGAUAGGGCAAGGCUCAUUGAGAGACAGCUCUAUUUCAUGGCACCAUUUUGGGUCAUGAAGCUAAGUCUUGCCAUGCAUGGCCCUGGAUGCAGAUGAUGAUUCAGACUCUUCUUGGAAACCUGUUCCCUUCCUGGGAUCCCAGCCUCACCACCUCCACCAGGAACAUGGCCCUGCCCACGGCUGUCCCUUCCUCUUCCCUCCUGGUUUUUUUUCCUGCCGAAGAUGAUUCCAAUCCAGGAUUCUACAGAGGAGGGAGCCCAGCACAAUACUAACUGCAGCGGAGCAUAUUCUGCUCAUCCAGUAGGUGUAGACUGCAGAGCAUGGAACCUCCCGAGAAGGUGGUAGAACAUGGCCUGUCGAGGGCCCCUCUCUGAGUGAUCUGUGUUCAGGGUGUGCUCUUCCCUGAGGACAACCCCAGCAUGUCAUCCAGUCUUCUGAAAAAGAAAUAAUUAUUGGAACAUUUUAAGCAGGGAGGGCACAAAUCAUAACCCAGGCAACAGGCCAAGAAACAAGGAACUCCCUGAAAGAGUCUGGAAGAAAAAAGAGCCAUUCCAGCACAACGGCUACUACCUGCCCCAGAGCUCAAAGGAGGUGUUUGAACUGGCGGCACCAGAGAAAGAACAUUUGAGUUUUAUUUCAUUAGUUAACCUAGGCCUGGUGGUGAAAUCCACUGCUUGUACUUUUAGCAAUUUUCUUUCAAGAAAACGUUUAGCCUUAGAGUUUGGUUGUAUUUGUGAGAAGCAACAAUGACUGUGACCUAAGGGGGGAAAUAGCACCUCUAGCUAUCCAUGGAUAAAGCCUUUCUCGUGGGCCAUCCUGGAUGUGGGAUUUUAACAGGAUUAACAGAAGGAACAGCUCUCCGCUUCCCUGCUCUGACAUGUGUUUGAGGAAUUUUGCCUUUAAGCAUUUUCCUUCCACACGUCUGAAACACCCCUGGAUCUCUUGUUACUUGAGUGGUUGUUUGAUUCUUUGGGUAUUUGGAAUACAAAGGGGAAAAUGGCUGCCAGAGUUUUGUUGCGGUGGUUGCUUAUUUAGUGGGAGAUGAAGCAUUGUCUCUCAGCUGCUGAGAGUGGAUGUGUUUUGAUAGUCUUAGUAGUCUUCAUAAUUCAGCAUCUGAAAAUCUGAGGCCCCAUCACUGUUCUUAAGUCAAAAAGAACAUGUUCUUCAACCACGUACUUAAUAGCCCAAAUUCAAAGUAUCUUCAAGUUCCUGUAACUCUACUUGGAAGAAAAAUGGAACGAAUUCGAUUAAUGUUCUAACUUCGAACUCCCUAACUUUCUCAAUGUCAUGGCUUUUAAGUCAUCUCCAUGUGCUUUCAAAUAACUUUUUAGUUGAUUGGUAUUGGUGGGGUUUUUUGUUUUGUUUUGUUUUGUUUUUCUUCUUAAUGCCUAUAAAUGUCUGAGAAUAGUCAGUGUGACUUUUCUUACACAUUUGUCUUCUCUUUGCCUCUGGAGGUUAACCGUCAUCCAGAUGGGCAUAUACAUUGUUAAAUGCAAAAGAGCAAACGUUUGGAGACAGAGGAGGAAAUGCUGCAGUUGUUUUGGUUCACUUAUUUUAAAUUCAAAAGUGGGAAAGUUAUUUCACUUUAUAAAAGGCAAGAGGCAUUAAAAAAAAAAAAACCCUGUAUUUUGAUUUAUGGAGAAUAUAGCUUCCCUCUGACUAUCUCAGAAUGUCUUGGGGGCAGUGGGAUCACAGUUAACUUGUUUGCUUUUGGUGUCAUGUUUGGCUUUUAGCACGAAUUGUUGCACCUAUCAGUGGCCUUUGAUUUCAGAGAAAGCUCGGAGAGGGCCGAGCACAUAAGGGAAGGAAACCUCACCCACGAGAAUGGCCUGGGAUCCUGGUUGUCGCCAUUCCCAGUUUCCUUGAAUUCCUUCUCGGCAGGCGCCACUGCAGUAUUUCCACAAAAUUUUGGUGAGUGGCGCUCCUUUGGCUUUGCUAAGAGCCAAUCUCUCUACUUAGCAUGCUGUGCCAUGGCUUGAAUGUGGAAAUCAUUUUAAUUCCUUCUUUUUUCGUAUGAGGAAAUUUUCACGCUUGGUUUGUCAGGACGAGAGAGAGAGAGAGAGAGAGAGAGAGAGAGAGAGAGAGAGAGAGAGAGAGAGAGAGAGAGUUAGUUCAAGCCUUGUCAUUGAAACACAAAUGAAUCGAAACACGUUGGGACAAGUAAGAAAUCAAAGUUAAGCUGAUUUCUAUUAGUUUAAAGUCUUCCUUAGUAUAAAAUAAAUUAAGCAUUGUAAAAUGUAGUUAAUGCAGAUAAUUACUCAGGGCAGAAGUCUAACCAUAUAUAUAUAUCACUGGUAUUACAAUUUAACGGCAUAAUUAAAUUCUCAGAUAUCUGCAGAACUCUCUCUAAUUUGGUUUCUCUAUUUACUUAUCAGGACAACAAAUAUAUGUCAUUGUGUAGCUUAACAGAGGGAACUUGAAUGGAUGAAAUUAUUGCCUUUAAUUUAAAGUCAGGAACUACUCCGUACUGGGGUUGGAUUUAAUCACCCUCAAAUAAGUUUUAUCAUGCAGUAUGAUAUUCCCUCACGACUGCCGUUAGAAUGGCUUAUCAGAAGUCUUGUUAAUUAAACAGAAAUCAGUAAAACCAUACAUUUGGUCCUCAGAGCACCUGAUCAGGCCACUAAAGGCGUGGAUUUAAUAGAUUCCCCAGAAUAAAUUUUCUUCAAUCCAGGCAGAAAGCCAAACUCUGCAGUAUUCACCAGGAGAGGUGUAUUCUGUCACUGGCCUUAUCCUUUCAUUUGUUUGGUUUAAAGUAUUAAAAUAGUUUGAAUCCUUGUGUAUAUCUAGGGGACAAAAUGAGGAUGUGGUAUAAAUGAACCUGUUUUAUGAAUAAAAAGGACAAUCGUUUUUAAAAAA
Messenger RNA from Sus scrofa (pig), 6118 nucleotides. RefSeq names its product SLX4 interacting protein (gene SLX4IP). NCBI's taxonomy places the organism in Eukaryota, Metazoa, Chordata, Mammalia, Artiodactyla, Suidae. The record is from RefSeq and is a predicted model, not a curated record.